GUUCUAAAUAUUUGUUCACAGAAAACUUAUUCUCACACGUCAUGGAUUAUUUGUCCUCCAUGGGAUCUCAAACAGCUAGGUUCUGUCUGAUCUUGUUAUUCUUGUUUUAUUAUCUUCCUUGUGCUCUAAGCCAAGAUGAUUUAUGGGGCUGUGGUACUCCGUUUCGGUGUGGAAACAUCACAGCUGGUUUUCCUUUCUUGGGAGGGAUUCGCGGUGAAGUUUGCGGUCACCAUUCUCUGAAACUAAACUGCAACAAACACUCAAACACAACCUCUCUUAUCUUCUCAGGCCACAACUACACUGUCCUCUAUAUAGACAACAACAACAAUUCCGUCACUCUUGGACUUUCAAGACAAGAUUUCUCAGGUCCUUUCUGCUCUGCUUCAUUCUCCUCCACACUUUUAUCUUCAGGUCUCUUCCAGAAUUUACCAUCUUACAAAAGCCUCACUGUGUUCUACGCUUGUGACCCUCGUCGCCAUUUCCUUGGGAAUUUCACAUGUCCAGUGAAAGGUCUUGGCUCUAUUAUUCAAAACUCUACAUAUGGUAUACUUUGUGAUGGGAGUUUCAGUGUUCCAGUUCCUACGAGUUUUGUUUCGGAGGAGGAAGUUUUGGAUUUGACCCAUUUAGAGAGUGUUCUUAGAAAAGGAUUUGAAGUGAAGCUUAAUAUAGAUGAGAUACCUUGUCCACUAGAAUGUUUUUCCUCUCGUGCAAAUUGCCUCUUUCUUGCCGGAUCUUGCUGCAAAUAUCAUGAUCGUACAACGACCUGCGGUGGUGAUACAGGAGAUUUAUUACGUGAGAUAAUCCCUAACACUCGCUCCAUACUGAUAACAAUUGGACAAGUUGUAGGGUUCCAUGUAUUUAUAAUUGUGGUGAUGAUUAUAGCAUUCUUGUUCUGGAGGAGAAAAAAAGUAAAUGAUCUGAGAAAGCAGAACCUCGAGGCGCUUGUAACCUCGAGACGAUAUAGUUAUAGACAAAUCAAGAAAAUUACAAAAUCAUUUACAGAAGUAGUUGGACGAGGAGGAUUUGGAACUGUAUAUAAAGGGAAUUUACGCGAUGGUCGUAAAGUAGCCGUGAAGAUUUUGAAGGAUUCAAAUGGAAAUUGCGAAGAUUUCAUCAACGAAGUUGCAAGCAUAAGCCAAACAUCUCAUGUUAACAUUGUUUCUCUACUUGGUUUUUGCUUUGAAAAAUCCAAAAGAGCGAUUGUGUAUGAAUUUCUAGAGAAUGGGUCUCUAGAUCAGUCUUCGAAUCUUGAUGUGAGUACACUUUAUGGAAUCGCGCUAGGCGUGGCUCGGGGAAUAGAGUACUUGCACUUUGGCUGCAAAAAAAGGAUUGUGCAUUUUGACAUUAAACCACAGAAUGUACUAUUAGAUGAAAAUCUCAAACCCAAAGUUGCUGAUUUUGGCCUCGCUAAGCUUUGUGAGAAGCAAGAAAGCAUAUUGUCAUUGCUUGACACGAGAGGAACUAUAGGAUACAUUGCUCCAGAGUUGUUUUCAAGAGUGUAUGGGAAUGUAUCUCACAAGUCGGAUGUGUACAGCUAUGGAAUGUUGGUUCUUGAGAUGACUGGAGCAAGGAACAAAGAAAGAGUCCAAAAUGCUGAUUCGAACAAUAGCUCAGCUUACUUUCCAGAUUGGAUCUUUAAGGAUCUUGAAAAUGGAGAUUACGUAAAGCUUCUUGCCGAUGGACUAACCCGAGAGGAAGAAGAUAUUGCGAAAAAGAUGAUCUUGGUGGGUCUAUGGUGUAUUCAGUUCCGCCCAUCAGACCGUCCAUCAAUGAACAAAGUUGUAGGGAUGAUGGAAGGAAAUUUGGAUUCUCUUGAUCCCCCUCCUAAGCCUCUUUUGCAUAUGCCAAUGCAAAAUAAUAAUGCAGAAUCAUCUCAGCCAUCAGAGGAGGACAGCUCAAUUUACUCAGAAGUAUGAUCCCUUGACUCUUGCACUACAAGAAAAACAGUUAUUAAUAGCGUCCGUAAAACGCUAUCAAUUAAUACCGUAGCGGUUUAAGAAGCGCUAUAUCAUCGUCCGCGAUAAUAGGUUAAACACAUAAGAUAACGGUUUUUUUGUUUGCUAUUUUUAUGGGUAUUAUCGUAGCGUUUUAUAUACAGCUGUAUUAUAACUACAAUAACGUUACUGUUAUGCUAUUAUUUACUUAAUUAACAGCGUUUUGUAAUUGUCAAAUAUAGCAUUGGGUUCAUGUUAUGUUCUUUUCUAUUCUUAUAAAUCUUGUUUUACC
Arabidopsis thaliana (thale cress) is the source of this 2226-nucleotide messenger RNA. RefSeq names its product Protein kinase family protein. Gene Ontology annotation, molecular function: protein kinase activity; ATP binding; protein serine kinase activity. Lineage: Eukaryota; Viridiplantae; Streptophyta; Magnoliopsida; Brassicales; Brassicaceae. The transcript has 3 exons. Gene Ontology annotation, cellular component: membrane. Bases 42 to 1916 code for a protein of 624 amino acids. The record is from RefSeq and is marked reviewed.